Molecule: messenger RNA, 13085 nt
Organism: Pelmatolapia mariae (spotted tilapia)
Lineage: Eukaryota; Metazoa; Chordata; Actinopteri; Cichliformes; Cichlidae
Exons: 9
Coding region: 1-12138 (4045 amino acids)
Biological process (GO): vesicle-mediated transport
Molecular function (GO): GTPase activity; GTP binding
Source: RefSeq, a predicted model, not a curated record
AUGGAAAUUUUAACUCCUGAAAUCAAUAAUCUGCAAGAGUGCAACCCUUGUAAAAAUGAGAUCAAGCUUGAAGAGAUUGACAAAUCUGACACGCAAAGUGAAGAAAUCAAAGAAAACAUGCAUCCUGUGGCUCAACAGUCAUCCAGUGACGUGCCAGAUGAGGAGCCUUCAAUUGUGUAUUCUGUAACAGAAAUACAAAGUACAGAAAGAGAUGACAAGAAGUUGCUCAGGCAGGAUGGAAGGUUACAGGGUAACAACUUGGUAAAUGAGUCACAUGUAGAAUUUGAAGCUUUAGAGGCAGUCACACCAAACAUAACCACAGAUAAAAACAGCCCGGAACAAAAUAUUGAAGUCGUGUUCAGUGCUGAGCAGGAAACAUUUUCAUCAUCAAAAGAGAAGUUGACUGCAAAUGAGGAUCCUUGUAGCUUAUCUGAAGUUAGAGAAGCAUGGCAAUCAGAAGGUGCUAUGAAUAAAAUACAUGAAGUGAACAUUAAGCCCAUAGAAAUACAGGACAUGUACCAAAAUCAGUACUCCUCUAAAAUUCAGGGUAUUGAUGUCACGGAAAAUGCUGUUACUCGCUCUGGAAACCCAGAAGACCAAACUGAAAUGAAGGAUACUCACUCGUCUGACAUGAAAGUGAAAAACAAUGUAUUUCACACAGAGCAGGACAAUGUUAAUGAAAAACAAUAUGCAUAUCCUGCAAAUAACAGACAUCCGGAGGGCUUACAGAACGAAAAUGAGGAUAAUCAGAUGUAUGAUUCCAAGCAACAAGUGAUCACUGACAUAGCAGUUAGUUGGUUGGUAGCCACUGAAAUCAGCAAUACUAACAAGUCUCAAGUCAUGGUGCAAACUGUUGAUGAAUCUGUGUCAAAUAAUUACAUACUAAGUCAGCAUCAUAGAAAAGAAGGACAUUUAGAAACUCUAACUGAGGAAAAUGAGGACAGUGAUGUUGAUAUGAGCAAUGGUUCAGUACAAACUAUACCAUCUGAAGUAAAUACUCUUUUGGAAUCCCAACUUGAAAGCAAUGAUGUGACUUCAAUUGAGCAAACCCACACUGUCUAUGACUCCAUUGGGAAAAGAAGAAAAAUGGGAUCCACUCGUAGAAUAAAAGGAAGACAGCGUGACAAGGAAUUUAAAGAUGAAGAUGCAAUUGGUGAUGAAACCCCUGAAACAACACAAAUGUCAGCAACAGAGGCUACAACACCUGAAGAAUUACUGCAAAGAAAUGAGCAUGAUGUUUCUCUGCCUUUACCACAUGACAGCUCCAGUUUUACAGUGUCUAUACCUGCUUAUUCUCCUGAGGUCCAGAACCCAACAGCAACAAGCCAUCUUGAGAUUAGCUUGAACUGUUUAAUUCCUGAAAGGGAAAACCUUCACGAAAAUCAAGAUGAGCAAGAUUUUAAAGUGGUUUCAGAUAAACCAUUGGACUCUGGGAUGGAAGAAGUGGAUGAAUCUGAAACUGCUCUGCGUGAAGAGGUCAAAGAUGCCAAUCACUCAGAUGAAACUGUCAGGAAAAUGUAUGAAGACGAGGUUGAAAGAACAGAAAUUCAAGAAGUGCUGCAGAAUGAUUUCUCAUCUGAAAAUGUGAUUGAUGAUGCCACAGAAAACUCUUCCUUUACUUCUGGAGACUUAGGCCAAACUGAAAAUAGCAACACUUACCAGUUUCAAGUGAUGGUGCAGAGUCCUGAUGAAUCUGUAACCAAAGUGGAAGUUUCUAUGCCUGAUGACAAACAACCUGAACAGCACUUUGUGACUCAGGAAAACGAGGAAGGUGACAUUUCAGACAGCAAAGGUGGUGGAGUCUCUCCACAAUCUCCAAUCUCAUUAGGAACUGCACCUUUUGAGUCCCAACUUCAGGACAAUACUGUGAGCACAGAUAAGCAAUCCCAUGCAGUCACUGAAUCCAGGGGAAAUAGAAGAAAAAUGGGAUCCACUCGUAGAAUAAAAGGAAGACAGCAUGAUAAGGAAUUUAAAGAUGAAGAUGCAAUUGGUGAUGAAACCCCUGAAACAAUAGAAAUGUCAGCAACAGAAGCUACAAGACCUGAAGAAUUACUGCAAGAAAAUGAGCGUGAUGUGUCUCUGUCUUUGCCACAUGACACCACCAUGUUCAAAGUGUCUACACGUGCUUAUUCUCUUAGCAUCCAGAGCCCACCUGCAAAGAGCUAUUCUGAGAUUAGCCUGGACAGUUUAAUUUCUGAAAGCGAAAACCUUAAGGAAGAUAAAAAUCAGACAACCUUUAAUGUGAUUUCAGAUAAACCAUUGGAUUCUGUGAUGGAAGAAGUGGUUAAAUCUGAAACUGCUCUGACUGAAGAAGUCAAAGAUCCUCAUCACCCUGAUGGCAACCAAGCUAAGCAGCACUUUGUGACUCAGGAAAUUAAGGGAGGUGAUGUUCCAGAUACUAAAGACAGUGGAGUCCCUCUACAAACUCAACUCUUAUUAGCAACUGCACCUUUUGAGUCCCAACUUCAGGACAAUACUCUGAGCACAGAUAAGCAAUCCCAUGCAGUCACUGAAUCCAGGGGAAAUAGAAGAAAAAUGGGAUCCACUCGUAGAAUAAAAGGAAGACAGCGUGACAAGGAAUUUAAAGAUGAAGAUGCAAUUGGUGAUGAAACCCCUGAAACAACACAAAUGUCAGCAACAGAGGCUACAAGACCUGAAGAAUUACUGCAAAGAAAUGAGCAUGACAUUUCUCUGUCUUUGCCACAAGACACCUCCAUGUUUAAAGUGUCUACACCUGCUUAUUCUCUUGACAUCCAGAGCCCACCUGCAAAGAGCUAUUCUGAGAUUAGCCUGGACAGUUUAAUUUCUGAAAGCGAAAACCUUAAGGAAGAUAAAAAUCAGACAACCUUUAAUGUGAUUUCAGAUAAACCAUUGGAGUCUGUGAUGGAAGAAGUGGUUAAAUCUGAAACUGCUCUGACUGAAGAAGUCAAAGAUCCUCAUCACCCUGAUGGCAACCAAGCUAAGCAGCACUUUGUGACUCAGGAAAUUAAGGGAGGUGAUGUUCCAGAUACUAAAGACAGUGGAGUCCCUCUGCAAACUCAACUCUUAUUAGCAACUCCACCUUUUGAGUCCCAACUUCAGGACAAUACUCUGAGCACAGAUAAGCAAUCCCAUGCAGUCACUGAAUCCAGGGGAAAUAGAAGAAAAAUGGGAUCCACUCGUAGAAUAAAAGGAAGACAGCGUGACAAGGAAUUUAAAGAUGAAGAUGCAAUUGGUGAUGAAACCCCUGAAACAACAGAAAUGUCAGCAACAGAGGCUACAACACCUGAAGAAUUACUGCAAAGAAACGAGCAUGAUGUUUCUCUGCCUUUACCACAUGACAGCUCCAGUUUUACAGUGUCUAUACCUGCUUAUUCUCCUGAGGUCCAGAACCCAACAGCAACAAGCCAUCUUGAGAUUAGCUUGAACUGUUUAAUUCCUGAAAGGGAAAACCUUCACGAAAAUCAAGAUGAGCAAGAUUUUAAAGUGGUUUCAGAUAAACCAUUGGACUCUGGGAUGGAAGAAGUGGAUGAAUCUGAAACUGCUCUGCGUGAAGAGGUCAAAGAUGCCAAUCACUCAGAUGAAACUGUCAGGAAAAUGUAUGAAGAUGAGGUUGAAAGAGCAGAAAUUCAAGAAGUGCUGCAGAAUGAUUUCUCAUCUGAAAAUGUGAUUGAUGAUGCCACAGAAAACUCUUCCUUUACUUCUGGAGACUUAGGCCAAACUGAAAAUAGCAACACUUACCAGUUUCAAGUGAUGGUGCAGAGUCCUGAUGAAUCUGUAACCAAAGUGGAAGUUUCUAUGCCUGAUGACAAACAACCUGAACAGCACUUUGUGACUCAGGAAAACGAGGAAGGUGACAUUUCAGACAGCAAAGGUGGUGGAGUCUCUCCACAAUCUCCAACCUCAUUAGGAACUCCACCUUUUGAGUCCCAACUUCAGGACAAUACUGUGAGCACAGAUAAGCAAACCCAUGCUGUCACCGAAUCCAGGGGAAAUAGAAGAAAAAUGGGAUCCACUCGUAGAAAUAAAGGAAGACAGCAUGAUAAGGAAUUUAAAGAUGAAGAUGUAAUUGGUGAUGAAACCCCUGAAACAACACAAAUGUCAGCAACAGAGGCUACAAGACCUGAAGAAUUACUGCAAAGAAAUGAGCAUGACGUUUCUCUGUCUUUGCCACAAGACACCUCCAUGUUUAAAGUGUCUACACCUGCUUAUUCUCCUGACAUCCAGAGCCCACCUGCAAAGAGCUAUUCUGAGAUUAGCCUGGACAGUUUAAUUUCUGAAAGCGAAAACCUUAAGGAAGAUAAAAAUCAGACAACCUUUAAUGUGAUUUCAGAUAAACCAUUGGAGUCUGUGAUGGAAGAAGUGGUUAAAUCUGAAACUGCUCUGACUGAAGAAGUCAAAGAUCCUCAUCACCCUGAUGGCAACCAAGCUAAGCAGCACUUUGUGACUCAGGAAAUUAAGGGAGGUGAUGUUCCAGAUACUAAAGACAGUGGAGUCCCUCUGCAAACUCAACUCUUAUUAGCAACUCCACCUUUUGAGUCCCAACUUCAGGACAAUACUCUGAGCACAGAUAAGCAAUCCCAUGCAGUCACUGAAUCCAGGGGAAAUAGAAGAAAAAUGGGAUCCACUCGUAGAAUAAAAGGAAGACAGCGUGACAAGGAAUUUAAAGAUGAAGAUGCAAUUGGUGAUGAAACCCCUGAAACAACAGAAAUGUCAGCAACAGAGGCUACAACACCUGAAGAAUUACUGCAAAGAAACGAGCAUGAUGUUUCUCUGCCUUUACCACAUGACAGCUCCAGUUUUACAGUGUCUAUACCUGCUUAUUCUCCUGAGGUCCAGAACCCAACAGCAACAAGCCAUCUUGAGAUUAGCUUGAACUGUUUAAUUCCUGAAAGGGAAAACCUUCACGAAAAUCAAGAUGAGCAAGAUUUUAAAGUGGUUUCAGAUAAACCAUUGGACUCUGGGAUGGAAGAAGUGGAUGAAUCUGAAACUGCUCUGCGUGAAGAGGUCAAAGAUGCCAAUCACUCAGAUGAAACUGUCAGGAAAAUGUAUGAAGAUGAGGUUGAAAGAACAGAAAUUCAAGAAGUGCUGCAGAAUGAUUUCUCAUCUGAAAAUGUGAUUGAUGAUGCCACAGAAAACUCUUCCUUUACUUCUGGAGACUUAGGCCAAACUGAAAAUAGCAACACUUACCAGUUUCAAGUGAUGGUGCAGAGUCCUGAUGAAUCUGUAACCAAAGUGGAAGUUUCUAUGCCUGAUGACAAACAACCUGAACAGCACUUUGUGACUCAGGAAAACGAGGAAGGUGACAUUUCAGACAGCAAAGGUGGUGGAGUCUCUCCACAAUCUCCAACCUCAUUAGGAACUCCACCUUUUGAGUCCCAACUUCAGGACAAUACUGUGAGCACAGAUAAGCAAACCCAUGCUGUCACCGAAUCCAGGGGAAAUAGAAGAAAAAUGGGAUCCACUCGUAGAAAUAAAGGAAGACAGCAUGAUAAGGAAUUUAAAGAUGAAGAUGUAAUUGGUGAUGAAACCCCUGAAACAACACAAAUGUCAGCAACAGAGGCUACAAGACCUGAAGAAUUACUGCAAAGAAAUGAGCAUGACGUUUCUCUGUCUUUGCCACAAGACACCUCCAUGUUUAAAGUGUCUACACCUGCUUAUUCUCCUGACAUCCAGAGCCCACCUGCAAAGAGCUAUUCUGAGAUUAGCCUGGACAGUUUAAUUUCUGAAAGCGAAAACCUUAAGGAAGAUAAAAAUCAGACAACCUUUAAUGUGAUUUCAGAUAAACCAUUGGAGUCUGUGAUGGAAGAAGUGGUUAAAUCUGAAACUGCUCUGACUGAAGAAGUCAAAGAUCCUCAUCACCCUGAUGGCAACCAAGCUAAGCAGCACUUUGUGACUCAGGAAAUUAAGGGAGGUGAUGUUCCAGAUACUAAAGACAGUGGAGUCCGCCUGCAAACUCAACUCUUAUUAGCAACUGCACCUUUUGAGUCCCAACUUCAGGACAAUACUCUGAGCACAGAUAAGCAAUCCCAUGCAGUCACUGAAUCCAGGGGAAAUAGAAGAAAAAUGGGAUCCACUCGUAGAAUAAAAGGAAGACAGCGUGACAAGGAAUUUAAAGAUGAAGAUGCAAUUGGUGAUGAAACCCCUGAAACAACACAAAUGUCAGCAACAGAGGCUACAACACCUGAAGAAUUACUGCAAAGAAACGAGCAUGAUGUUUCUCUGCCUUUACCACAUGACAGCUCCAGUUUUACAGUGUCUAUACCUGCUUAUUCUCCUGAGGUCCAGAACCCAACAGCAACAAGCCAUCUUGAGAUUAGCUUGAACUGUUUAAUUCCUGAAAGGGAAAACCUUCACGAAAAUCAAGAUGAGCAAGAUUUUAAAGUGGUUUCAGAUAAACCAUUGGACUCUGGGAUGGAAGAAGUGGAUGAAUCUGAAACUGCUCUGCGUGAAGAGGUCAAAGAUGCCAAUCACUCAGAUGAAACUGUCAGGAAAAUGUAUGAAGAUGAGGUUGAAAGAACAGAAAUUCAAGAAGUGCUGCAGAAUGAUUUCUCAUCUGAAAAUGUGAUUGAUGAUGCCACAGAAAACUCUUCCUUUACUUCUGGAGACUUAGGCCAAACUGAAAAUAGCAACACUUACCAGUUUCAAGUGAUGGUGCAGAGUCCUGAUGAAUCUGUAACCAAAGUGGAAGUUUCAACUCCUGAUGACAAACAACCUGAACAGCACUUUGUGACUCAGGAAAACGAGGAAGGUGACAUUUCAGACAGCAAAGGUGGUGGAGUCUCUCCACAAUCUCCAACCUCAUUAGGAACUCCACCUUUUGAGUCCCAACUUCAGGACAAUACUGUGAGCACAGAUAAGCAAACCCAUGCUGUCACCGAAUCCAGGGGAAAUAGAAGAAAAAUGGGAUCCACUCGUAGAAAUAAAGGAAGACAGCAUGAUAAGGAAUUUAAAGAUGAAGAUGUAAUUGGUGAUGAAACCCCUGAAACAACACAAAUGUCAGCAACAGAGGCUACAAGACCUGAAGAAUUACUGCAAAGAAAUGAGCAUGACGUUUCUCUGUCUUUGCCACAAGACACCUCCAUGUUUAAAGUGUCUACACCUGCUUAUUCUCUUGACAUCCAGAGCCCACCUGCAACGAGCUAUUCUGAGAUUAGCCUGGACAGUUUAAUUUCUGAAAGUGAAAACCUUAAGGAAGAUAAAAAUCAGACAACCUUUAAUGUGAUUUCAGAUAAACCACUGGAAUCUGUGAUGGAAGAAGUGAUUAAAUCUGAAACUGCUCUGACUGAAGAAGUCAAAGAUCCUCAUCACCCUGAUGGCAACCAAGCUAAGCAGCACUUUGUGACUCAGGAAGUCAAGGGAGGUGAUGUUCCAGAUACUAAAGACAGUGGAGUCCCUCUGCAAACUCAACUCUCAUUAGCAACUGCACCUUUUGAGUCCCAACUUCAGGACAAUACUCUGAGCACAGAUAAGCAAUCCCAUGCAGUCACUGAAUCCAGGGGAAAUAGAAGAAAAAUGGGAUCCACUCGUAGAAUAAAAGGAAGACAGCGUGACAAGGAAUUUAAAGAUGAAGAUGCAAUUGGUGAUGAAACCCCUGAAACAACAGAAAUGUCAGCAACAGAGGCUACAACACCUGAAGAAUUACUGCAAAGAAACGAGCAUGAUGUUUCUCUGCCUUUACCACAUGACAGCUCCAGUUUUACAGUGUCUAUACCUGCUUAUUCUCCUGAGGUCCAGAACCCAACAGCAACAAGCCAUCUUGAGAUUAGCUUGAACUGUUUAAUUCCUGAAAGUGAAAACCUUCACGAAAAUCAAGAUGAGCAAGAUUUUAAAGUGGUUUCAGAUAAACCAUUGGACUCUGGGAUGGAAGAAGUGGAUGAAUCUGAAACUGCUCUGCGUGAAGAGGUCAAAGAUGCCAAUCACUCAGAUGAAACUGUCAGGAAAAUGUAUGAAGACGAGGUUGAAAGAACAGAAAUUCAAGAAGUGCUGCAGAAUGAUUUCUCAUCUGAAAAUGUGAUUGAUGAUGCCACAGAAAACUCUUCCUUUACUUCUGGAGACUUAGGCCAAACUGAAAAUAGCAACACUUACCAGUUUCAAGUGAUGGUGCAGAGUCCUGAUGAAUCUGUAACCAAAGUGGAAGUUUCUAUGCCUGAUGACAAACAACCUGAACAGCACUUUGUGACUCAGGAAAACGAGGAAGGUGACAUUUCAGACAGCAAAGGUGGUGGAGUCUCUCCACAAUCUCCAACCUCAUUAGGAACUCCACCUUUUGAGUCCCAACUUCAGGACAAUACUGUGAGCACAGAUAAGCAAACCCAUGCUGUCACCGAAUCCAGGGGAAAUAGAAGAAAAAUGGGAUCCACUCGUAGAAAUAAAGGAAGGCAGCAUGAUAAGGAAUUUAAAGAUGAAGAUGUAAUUGGUGAUGAAACCCCUGAAACAAUAGAAAUGUCAGCAACAGAGGCUACAAGACCUGAAGAAUUACUGCAAGAAAAUGAGCAUGACGUUUCUCUGUCUUUGCCACAAGACACCUCCAUGUUUAAAGUGUCUACACCUGCUUAUUCUCUUGACAUCCAGAGCCCACCUGCAACGAGCUAUUCUGAGAUUAGCCUGGACAGUUUAAUUUCUGAAAGCGAAAACCUUAAGGAAGAUAAAAAUCAGACAACCUUUAAUGUGAUUUCAGAUAAACCAUUGGAGUCUGUGAUGGAAGAAGUGGUUAAAUCUGAAACUGCUCUGACUGAAGAAGUCAAAGAUCCUCAUCACCCUGAUGGCAACCAAGCUAAGCAGCACUUUGUGACUCAGGAAAUCAAGGGAGGUGAUGUUCCAGAUACUAAAGACAGUGGAGUCCCUCUACAAACUCAACUCUUAUUAGCAACUGCACCUUUUGAGUCCCAACUUCAGGACAAUACUCUGAGCACAGAUAAGCAAUCCCAUGCGGUCACCGAAUCCAGGGGAAAUAGAAGAAAAAUGGGAUCCACUCGUAGAAUAAAAGGAAGACAGCGUGACAAGGAAUAUAAAGAUGAAGAUGCAAUUGGUGAUGAAACCCCUGAAACAACAGAAAUGUCAGCAACAGAGGCUACAACACCUGAAGAAUUACUGCAAGAAAACAAGCAUGAUCUUUCUCUGUCUGUGCCAUAUCGUGAAAAUUCCCUUAAAAAUCAAAAUGAUGGAGAUCCUAAAGUGAUUUAUGAUAAACCAGUGCAGGCUGGGAUGGAAGAAGUCAAAAAAGAUCAGCACAUAAAACUUUUACGGCAGGAUGGAAGUUUAGCCAGCAAUAUUUUGUUAAGUGGAACAACAGAAUGUACCAUUACAGUUGAGAAAACAACUGACCAAUCUAGCCCAAGAGAAAGCACUGAAGUUCAAUGCAGUGUUGCACAAGAAACAUUUUUAGCAUCUCAAAAUGUCUUGACUAGAAAUAGGGAACAACAUGAGCAUUGCAACCCAACUGAGGUCACCAAAGCUAACCAGUCAGAGAGUUCAUCAAUGCAUCAGACUGACUACAGCUCAAGUACAGAGAGUCACCAAACACCCUUAUCUGAAACAAAUAUCUCUUUGGACUUCUACUAUCAGGAUAAUUCUCAGGACAUUACAGAAAUUCACACAGGCCUCAGCCGUACAGGGAAUAGAAAGAAAAUGGGUUCAAGCCGAAGAAAUAAAGGAAGACAGUGUGUCAAGGACCCUGAUGCAUACCAGGAACCUAAAGAUGACAUUUUAGAAAAACCCACAAGUAAUGACAAACUCAGAACAGUUGAAAUGUCACCAGCAACAGAUAUAACAAAGGAGGAAGAAGAAAAAGACCUCAUAUCCAUGGACAAAGAAGUGCAGAUUAGCUCAACAGCAAAAGAAGGCAAAAGUAAAGAAAAGUUGUUGGAGGAAGAUGCAUUUUUCUCACAGAAUAAUAUGGAUAGCAAUACAGAUGGACUUCUCAAAUCUAACAAAGAUUUCAAUGAGGAAAAUAAAGUUGUUCAAGAUGCUAUGAAUUUAGAUCAGCUUACAGGAUGUGACACAAUUACAAAGCACCUGAUGCAAUCACCACAAGCCUCAGUUUGUGAAGUUCCCUCAGACAUGCAGCAUAUCUCGUAUCAUGCUGGCAUCGAAGGCUCUAGCUCUCUGAAGGUGCUUGAUAAAGAAGAAGCGUUGGAGGCAAUGGAUGCAAGCAAUGGCCAGCAAGAACAAACUCAAUCAGGUAACAGAAUUACUUUGCAAAUAAAUCCAAAACAGAAGAAGAGAAAGAUAGGUUCUACUCGCAGGAGUCAACUCAACAGAAAAAAAGAGGAAGAAACAGACAACACAGAUGAAACCAAAGAAAGUGACUUUCACACCGAAGCUGACGUGAGGAAUAUUGACAAGAUGGACGUGGGAGAGUUACCGUUAACUACAGAUAUACCACAAAAUGAAACUGCACAACCGUUAUUCUCUGCUGUUCAUAAACAACAGGAAGCUGAUGAAACCUUUUCUGUACCAAGCAGUACAGAGAUCAAUGUGAUACCAGUAGUAGAAGAUUUUAAGGCCCCUCUUCCUGAACAGUCUUCCUCUCUCCGUGAAGAAACUAUCGGUCUGGUUACAUGCGUUAUCACAGGUGGUGUAAGAGAAGUUAUUGUGGAGCCGCCACAGCUAGACAAUUUUACAAACACUGAGACUCAAAUAACCACUGUGGUCACGGGUAGAAGCAGACGCUCCAUAAAUCAGUUGCUGCCCCCAAAUACCGAGGCUGCCACAGACACUGGCAUAGCAGAAGAGAGCUUAGUGUCUUCUGGUGAGGCCAGGCAAAAUACACAUAGCGAUGAGGAAAGGCCAGAGAGCAUAAAAGUAGUACAAGAUCAAGAUGCUAGUGAGAAAAAUCCAAGCAACUUGAAUGAAUUAGCUCAUAAUAAAACUCAAGAGAUGAGGAGUGAAAGUCCAAAUUUACAUUUGAGCAACCGGAGAAGAAAGAUGGGCUCCACCCGCAGGAAUCUUGGAUCCAGAAACAAAGAAGAGCUGCAUCAAAAACAGGAGGUGGAUAACGAAGCGAAGGAGACUGGAACAGACAUCGGGGAAACUGAAAGUGUCUCCAGAAUCAAAGAAGAAGCACUUCAGCUUCACACAGAUCACAAAAACAAUGAUGGCGACCAAGGAAAACAGAAAGUAUUUGAAACAGUGGAAAUCAGCCCUCCGGGUCAGUCUAAAUUCAAACCUCUGCCUGAGCAAACAGUUGAAGAGAGGCCUGUUUCCCAAGACCAGCUAGCAGAAACAGAGCAUCACACUGCAAAUGAUCUCCUGUCUACAUCCUUAAAAGAUGAUUUGGUGUCAGAAUCAGCAUCUGGAGGGAGGAGAAGAAAAUUGGGAUCUAACCGAAAGUCCCGUGGACAUCAGCGUAUAGAAGACCAAACAGGAGAGGGCACAAUAAUAGAUGAUCAAAGUGGGACAGAUGCCAGAAUUUCAGAGGUUGGAAAACGUGAUAAGAAACCAUCAUCAGGCCCCUCAAAGAGUGAAGAGCACUCAAAGACUGUGAGUGAGAAGACUUCAGCCCAACCUUGUAAUGCUGGAAUCUUUCCUAGUAAAGAGAAUCAAACAUUUUCUCUGGUUGAUAAUCCGGGAGUGGUAGACUCCAAAUCAAAGCGCUACAAUGUGGUGAUGAUUGGAGACAGCAGUGUGGGAAAGACCUCCUUCAUGAAAAGAGCUCAAAGUGGGAAGUUUUCUUUAGAUAUACCUGCCUCAAUCGGCCUGGAUUCGCUGAUGUGGCCUGUUGUAGUAGAUGGAAAGCCUAUGAUACUACAGCUAUGGGACACAGCAGGUCAAGAAAGGUUUCACAGUAUCACUAAACAGGUCUUCCACAGAGCCCAGGCCUUUCUCUUGAUGUAUGACAUCACCUCCACCAAUAGUUUUUCCGCAGUCAGUUACUGGGCAAACUGUAUUCAGGAGUCUGCUGCUGAAAAUGUGACUGUUUUGCUUCUUGGAAACAAGAGCGACUGUUCUGAACGACGGGUUAAAACUCAUCAGGGGGAAAUUCUUGCUAAGGAAUAUGACUUCGAGUUUAUGGAGUGCAGUGCUGCCACAGGUGAAAACGUGAUCCAGUCUUUGGAAGUUGUAGCCAGGAAGCUGAGUCAAAGAAUUGACUCAAGAGAAGAAGCCACAGUGUUGCACAAAGAGCCAGAACAGAAAAAAAGCUCAAGAUGUUGCUGAACAAAUGUGUUUGUCUUUAAAAAAAAAGAAAAGAAAAAAAAACAAGACAAGUGGUGAAAUCCUGAAAACAAGAACACGCUGUACUCAUCUGGCUUUCUUGUAACUCAGUGCAUUAUAUUAUAUUACUUGUAUUACAUGUCUGCAUAUUUUCAGUGUCGUUAUAUUUAGAUAUACAAUUAUUUCUUCAAAGGCCUUAUAUUAGAAUAGUAGUUUAUAGUUAGUAGUGACCAAAGUUAUAUAGUUAAAAAAGUGAAGGCUUUUUCAGUGUUUGCUUAAUAACUACCCAAUAAUUUAAUGCAUAUACAAGCUUACUGUAUUUAAUUAUAUUUGCACCGUGUGUGUUUUAUCUUGCAAUAUGACAAUUUUUGUGCAAUAUUGUGCAACUUCAAAUAAUUUCAAAUCACAUGAUUGACAUUUUUCCAGAUGAAGCUGUAACAACUAAAAUCACAAGUUUAAGCUUUUAGUUACAAUUUCACAAAGUUCAUCUCUGUUGUUGUACAUCUACUAAAUGUUUAGUCUACACCCUCUUCACUUUAUGGAUUUACUAUACUGAAAUUUAAUGUAAAUGUGUAUAUAGUAUGAUUAAUUUAAACAGGAGAAUACCCCAUUCAGAUAUUUCCAGAGAUCAAGAGAACAUGUGACCUAGAGCAAAUCUAGUACAGUGGUAAAUAAUUAUUAUAUUAAAUAUAUAUUAAACAUAAUUAUACUUGCUUUUUUGUGAUUUUGUUUAGCCUUUCUUCUAAGUUGGCAUUCAUCUUAAUUCAGUCAUCACAACUGUCAGGUCUGACACAUAAUUAUGAAUAAACAUUACUCCCCUAUAAUUAUAGUGCCAGUGACAUGAUCAACAGUUAUAUAUGUAAAUGUAUUUUUAUGUUCCCGUGCAUAUCCUUUGUGACCAAGUAGCUUUAAACCAAUUGUUUUAAUGGCGUGUCUCAUGAUUAAUAAAU